AUGGUGGGUAUUCUACAUAGGCUACAUCGUUUAUAUAGAAGGGGGAAGGUAGAAAAAGAUCAUGUGACAUCCUCUAACUCUAGUGAACCUUUAAUAUUUAACCGUAAUAGGUUAAAUUAUCUUGAAUUGGAGAUUGAAACUUUAAUCUAUUUUCUAAAAAAAGAACUAAAAGAUGUUUGUGAAGAUUACACUAGAAUCAACUUUACUAAUAAAACAAUCAAAGACUUAGACAGAUUUGAAUUAUUUAUAAGAGAUAGAAAAGUUCCCAUAACUCCUGUUAUUCAAGCCAUUCUAGUUAUAGUUAGAGGCUUAUUAGAAACUCUCGAACAAUAUAAAGAUGGUAAGUUAAUGCCAUUUUAUACUCGUUUGGGAGAAAGUGAGUUAUACUUGUUGAAAGACAAUUAUUCAGCUAAACUUAAUAAAGUAAAUACAAGAAGACAUUCAGAGUUUAAGAAUCAAUCAGAAUUUAAUAAGUAUUAUGAAUCUAAGACUCCAAGAAAUUAUAUUCCUAGUAAUAUACGUAAAGUUGACUUUGAUACAAUGGGUACCCCAAGAAAUAUGUAUACUUGUGGAGCUACACCUAGAAAUCUUAUUCAGGGUACUCAAACCCCUAGAUCUAGAAGUGAAUUUGGAAAAUUUGUUAAUAUAGAUAACCUUGGAACACCUAGAAAUACCAGAAAGAGCUACUCUAGUACUAGAUAUGAGGCUGCAACACCCAGAGCAUCAUAUAGAGCAUAUAAUGGUAAUCAAUACUUUAACAGCCAAAGUGAAAAUAUAAUGGCAGCAAAAGCCUUAUUAGGACUUAAUGUUGCAGUACCAGUUACAGAAACUGAUGUACGAAAAGCUUAUUUGAAGGCUGCUAUGCGUUGGCAUCCAGAUAAGAUGUCACCAAAUUCAAGUGAACAGUCACAUUUAUGUUUUACAGCUAUACAAAAUGCGAUGGAGCUUCUUCUAUCUCACACCCAUAAAGAAUAUCAAGUUUAA
Molecule: messenger RNA, 984 nt
Organism: Cryptosporidium muris RN66
Lineage: Eukaryota; Apicomplexa; Conoidasida; Eucoccidiorida; Cryptosporidiidae
Product: DnaJ domain-containing protein
Exons: 1
Coding region: 1-984 (327 amino acids)
Source: RefSeq, a predicted model, not a curated record